AUGAACUCCCGCUUCAAAGGCCUUGGAUUCGGCUCCAAACGCAAAUCGAGUGCAGUCGUCCCGACACUCGCACAACAACAGGUCCAGAACCCCACCUCGCAACCCCAGCUGCUUCCUGGCAGACCCAUCCCCAAUAAUCCCAAUCUUGCCGGCGCUCCUACACCCUCAACAGCCUCGUCCUCGACUACAAGUCUCCCUAUGAAUCAUCCAGGCGCUGGUGGGCGACCGCCGAGCUAUACAAAUCAGUAUUCACCUGCACCAGCUGCCGUCGGUCGCACUCAGAGCCCUUUAACCACAGGUCUUCCUCGCACGCCUCCCACACAGAUGGUCGGCGGCCCUCCUCCGAUAAACACAGUUUCUUCAGGAUAUCCUCCUGGACACCCAGCGCAAGGCCAAAUGGGUGCACCACCACCAGCAGGCGGACCACCGCAAUACGGCCCUCCUCAAUACGGUGCGCCAGGUGCGCCAGUGGGAAACAGCAUGGCGGCUGCACAAUAUGCGAACAGAGGUGCCGUCGAGGUCGAAGGAGCUGGCCGGAGUAAGGCGCAACUGAUUGUUGGUAUCGACUUUGGAACCACCUUUUCUGGUGUCGCUUUUGCAUUUGCUACGAACACAGAAGCAAAGGAAGAUAUCAUUACAGAAUGGCCGGGUGCAGGAUCCUACACAAAGCAAAAGAUUCCUACAGUAUUAUACUACGAUCAAUACCAGAAGGUUGUGGGAUGGGGCCCUGAUAUCGCCGAUGCUUUGGCACCAACUGGAUACCCCAAGCCAGGUGUGCAAAAGGUCGAGUGGUUCAAGUUGCAGCUCAUGCUUUCUGGGAACACAUACAUCGACCCUAUCAACCUCCCCCCCCUUCCUCCCGGAAAGUCAGAGAUCGACGUGGCGGCAGACUACCUAUUCAAACUUCGACAAGCGAUGCGAAACCAAUUGCAAAAGACGUUGGGAGAGGUGUUCAACAGAGAAGAGCGGAAUAUCCGGUACUAUCUUACAGUGCCUGCCAUUUGGAACGAUGCUGGAAAGGCCGCAACCCGUGCUGCUGCCAUCCAAGCUGGGUUCUUACGUGAUGAGAACGAUAACAGACUCACCCUGAUUACAGAACCGGAAGCAGCCGCGCUCUUUUGUUCAAAAGCUGGUCUGUUGAAUCUAAAGGUACAUGACGCCGUGCUGAUCGUUGAUUGUGGUGGGGGGACUGUGGAUUUGAUUGCAUACGAGGUUGAAGAAGAGUCACCCUUUACUGUUUCCGAAUGUACAGCUGGAUCUGGAGACUCUUGCGGAUCAACAGCCCUGAACCGAAAUUUCUCCAACAUCCUCCGAACGAAGAUCCGAAAGAUGAAAUUACCAGAUGGAUCCAAGACAGCAGGCAGAGUCUACGCCAAGUGUAUCAUGGACUUCGAGAACAGAAUCAAGGCCGAUUUCCGAAACAACAACCAAAAAUGGGCUGUUGACGUAGGCAUCGAGGCAGAAUUCCCAGAAGCUGGUAUCGAAGAAGGAUAUAUGACAUUUACCAAUGAGGAAAUCCUGCAAUGUUUUGAACCCGUAGUCAACCGAAUCUUGGAAUUGGUCCGGAAUCAAAUCAUCGCCAUCCAAGCUCAAAAUCGGACAUUACAGAAUGUGCUUGUCGUUGGCGGAUUCGGCGCCUCAGAGUACCUCUUCCAGCAAAUCAAGCUCCACGUGCCUCCGCAAUUCCAAGCCAAGGUCGUCAGACCCAUGGACUCUGUCGCUGCUAUCGUCAAGGGUGCCGUUACCGCUGGUAUCACAGAGCGAGUCGUUACAUCCCGUGUAGCACGUCGCCACUACCUUAUGGCUACUCUCCAACCUUUCAAGGAAGGUCAUCACCCAGAAGCAUACCGUGUUCCUUCAUUGGAUGGAAAGGAUAGGUGCAAAUUCACGCGCCAGAUCUUUGUGCAGAAGGGGCAGAGAGUUAAGAUUGGAGAGCCAGUCAAGGUGUCGUUUUUCAGACAGGUUGCGCCGGGUGCUACGCUGAUGUAUGAGGAUAUUCUAUACGCAUGCGACGAUGAUGUUUGUCCAGAGUAUACUAAGGAUCCUCGUGUCAAAGAAGUCGUAACCCUUACCUCAGACCUCUCGCGCAAAAACCUAGAAAAAGACUUUGAGCGCAUGGAUACCCCGCAAGGAACUUUCUACCGUGUUUACUUUGACAUCUACCUCACGCUUGAUGGGUCUGAGUUUAACGCCGAGCUUGUUUGUCAAGGUGAGGUUAUGGGAAGGUGCACUAGCAGGUUUAAGUAA
Messenger RNA from Lachnellula hyalina, 2247 nucleotides. RefSeq names its product Heat shock 70 kDa protein. NCBI's taxonomy places the organism in Eukaryota, Fungi, Ascomycota, Leotiomycetes, Helotiales, Lachnaceae. Gene Ontology annotation, molecular function: ATP binding; ATP-dependent protein folding chaperone. The record is from RefSeq and is a predicted model, not a curated record. Bases 1 to 2247 code for a protein of 748 amino acids. The transcript is spliced from 4 exons.